Molecule: messenger RNA, 2155 nt
Organism: Patiria miniata (bat star)
Lineage: Eukaryota; Metazoa; Echinodermata; Asteroidea; Valvatida; Asterinidae
Product: somatostatin receptor type 5-like
Exons: 1
Coding region: 142-1326 (394 amino acids)
Biological process (GO): G protein-coupled receptor signaling pathway
Cellular component (GO): plasma membrane
Molecular function (GO): G protein-coupled receptor activity
Source: RefSeq, a predicted model, not a curated record
CGCGCUGGAGUAAUUGCACUGAAUGAGGACCACGUCUCGAUGCAGCUGGAUUUUGGAUCCACAGAGCUUUUCUCGUCUUCUGCGUUAAGUGUGCGUGUGAGCGUUCCUCUUGAUUAGAGACUGUGAAUAAACGGCGUCGGAAUGGAGCAUUUCGACUCGUACGAUUUCCACUAUGGUGAGCUGUUGCCCAAUCUCACGGAGGGCGAGUGCGCCUACAUGCCCUUCGUGAACGUAACCGAGGAGAACAUUGGAGACUUUGUAUACACCACGACACAGAAGGUAAUCCUGCUGGCCAUUCUACCUGUCUUCAUGGUAGUUGGCCUGUUGGACAAUCUAGCCUUCGUCUAUGUGGUCCUAAAGAUCCCGGACAUGAAAACGGUGACCAACGCCUACCUGCUGAACCUGGCCAUAGCUGACGUGUUGUACCUGACAUUCUCUGUUGGGGAGAAGCUUGUCAAGUAUGGCCUGUCUUCGGUCUCUGAUAACGACGGCGUGUUGGGUCUGGGUGGCUGCAUCGUGGUCUAUAUCAUCACCGAUUUGGCUUACUUUGCCGGACUGUUCUUCGUGACGCUCGUAUCUAUCGACCGCUUCAUGGCCGUCCACAGCCCCAUGGCAAGCGGUAGGAAAGGCGGAAGCGACAUCACCCAGAUGACAAUCCUCGGAACCUGGAUAUUAGCGGCUGUCCUGUCAGCACUGAUGUCCCCAGCCUAUGGUGCCUUGGAGGAGUAUUGCAUCCUGUGGCCCGACGUGGCACCGUACAACAACUGGGCGCACGUGGCAGCCGAGUGUGUGGCAAUCAGUCCCUGGUUGACACCCUUCACCCAGGGACUCCAGACCCUCCCUUUCUUCAUCUCCUUCAUCACCAACGUCAUCCUCUACAUCUGCAUCAUCAAGGGUCUGGAUCAGUCCAUCGAGAGACUUCGCAAACACGGCCUGAUGAAGGAGAAGGACAUCAACGUGCGCAACCAGAUCGCUCGCAUGCUGGUCGUCAACGGCAUGGUGUUCUUCUUCUGCCUGGCGCCUUUUGAGCUCAUGUCUCUCCUCUCGAUGGUAGAUACUCUGUCUGGAGGCCACAAGAUCGUCAUUCCUCUUGAGACCCGCUUCACCUUGGACCACAUCGGAAGGGUGCUGGCUUACUUCAACUCGGCCAUUAACCCGCUGAUCUACACGGCCAUGAGCAGCCGCUACCGACAGGCUUUCAAGCAAGCUUUUUUCCCCAAGAAUCGGCGCGGAUUUUUUCGCGGGGUACGAACGUCGUUUAAUCACACUUUAUCGCAUACGACGGAGACGCACGUGGACGAGACUCAAACUGAGUCAAGAUUCUGAGGCUCGAGGGAACGCGUAGACGCGUCCUCCAGUCGUUAGAACCGGCACAUAACACUGAAGCAAGAUUGGCGCACAUCGUGAUUGUGAGCACCUACUGUGGCCUAAAGUUGCGAGGUUGUCUUUGUGGAAUAUUGUAUAAAGGUACCCAAUGAAGGAGUUUAACAAUCAUCAGAUGACAAAUUAUAUGUAUAAUUUGAUAUGUUAAAAGAUAAAAGGUAAACUGUACAAAAAAAAUGGUAUUUCAUUAUAAGAAAAGUGUUAUUUAUCAGUGGUGGCCUCUGAAUUCCUAAUAAUUUAUCAUGCUUAAAGAUCAAUCGUAGGGUUAAUUUUUAACCUCUUGGAUUUUUAACUUAUAAAAAAUACGAGUCGAAUAUGAGUGUUGACAUGAAAAACAUCAACUUGCCGAUCCCGGCUAAAUUCUCUUACCUGAGCAAAAAAAAAGACCUCGCACUUUUAAGCUAACAACAUUCAUUACGCUGUAUUUUCAUCAAGGUCCAGAUGAUAAAAAGCUACGCGAGGUUAAAUUAAAGGUAUAAAUUAAAUUACUUGACAUUCGUCCCCUCUUUCCUCAGAAUUCCAUGCAGAACCAUACGAGGGAGUUUUCGCGUUAAAGUACGACAUAAUGAACACGAACAUGCUCAUUUGGGAUGGAUGACUGAUAAUGAAUAUGCCACCUGUUGAGUUAAAAGGUAAUAAUUAGUAACAUAUAAGUGGACUUGAAAGAAACCGAGUCCAAAGUUUAUCAGAAAGUGCUGACGUUAUGCUUAUAGUUAAAGCUAAAGUCCAUCAUUUGCAGCUAUCCGUAAAGUAACUGGCGUAAUUAUUGUUG